Morus notabilis is the source of this 480-nucleotide messenger RNA. RefSeq names its product hevamine-A-like. The annotation marks the transcript as partial. The transcript has a single exon. Gene Ontology annotation, biological process: carbohydrate metabolic process. Gene Ontology annotation, cellular component: extracellular region. Gene Ontology annotation, molecular function: chitinase activity. NCBI's taxonomy places the organism in Eukaryota, Viridiplantae, Streptophyta, Magnoliopsida, Rosales, Moraceae. The record is from RefSeq and is a predicted model, not a curated record.
AUAGCCUUUCUCAACAAAUUUGGCAAUGGCCAAACCCCACAAAUCGACCUCGCGGGCCACUGCGUCCCGGCUCUGAAGACUUGCACCGUUGUCAGUGACGGCAUAAGAAGCUGCCAAAGCCGAGGAAUCAAGGUGAUGCUCUCCAUUGGAGGAGGCAUCGGAACCUAUUCUUUAUCAUCUACUGUAGAUGCAAAGAAUGUAGCGGAUUACUUGUGGAACAACUUCUUGGGUGGUAAGUCUUUCUCACGUCCCUUAGGUGAUGCCGUUUUGGAUGGCGUAGAUUUCGACAUAGAGCUUGGCUCCACACGGUAUUGGGACGAUCUCGCUCGUUACUUGAAGGGGUAUAGCAAACUAGAAAGACCAGUUUACUUGACUGCAGCACCUCAGUGUCCAUUUCCAGAUAGGUUUCUUGGGAAUGCUCUUGAAACCGGGCUUUUCGACUAUGUUUGGGUUCAGUUCUAUAACAACCCUCAAUGCCAG